Molecule: messenger RNA, 645 nt
Organism: Aspergillus pseudotamarii
Lineage: Eukaryota; Fungi; Ascomycota; Eurotiomycetes; Eurotiales; Aspergillaceae
Exons: 4
Coding region: 1-645 (214 amino acids)
Source: RefSeq, a predicted model, not a curated record
AUGAACACUGAAAGCAAGUCCCCAUCAAUACCAGCGACUCCGAUGGGAGAAGACACUCCAUCUUCCGACGAAAGUACAUCCCCUCCAUGGUACACCUCAGAACCGAAAGGAUCUAUGGUCAAUUUUGGUAGUCCUACAGAGCUUCCGCAGAUAUACGAUGAAGUUGAGGUAUUAACCUGUGGACAAUACGUUUACCAGGUAUAUGGACUUUUCGGAUUAAAUAUCUUAGAAAAGGUCAUCAUAGCGCUAGAACACCCCAGGGUGUUAAACGACUAUGGGAUAAUCCAGAUGGGCGCAAGACCAGGCUGGAUUGACGUGUUAUUCCUACAAGACAUCCCAUGGGUUCAUACCAUGCUGAUGUGGUUUUGCUCGGCCUUCCGCGCGCCAAUUUUAGGGAUGGUAUCCCUCUCAUAUGGUACACCAGAAGACACCGAUGUUUUUGAACUACAGCCUUUAGAACCGCUACCUGUCAUGUCCAGCAUUCAUCAUUGCUGUUCUGCAUUAUUUGGUUCCGCGGCCAUUGCUGCGAGACCGGGAACUGACACUACGAGAGAGCUUCUGUUGGAUAUAGAUAGAAGUAUUGUCGGGGAAUAUGUCAGAAGGGAAUACUUGAGGAAGCCAAGCAAUGAUGUUCAUUUGUCUUAA